AUGAAAAGACUGGAUAUAGAGAUAUUAGGAUUAUGUGAAACACGAUGGGCAGACAGUGGUGACUUUUGGUCCGAUGACUUUAAAGUUAUUUGUACAAAUAGUACAAGAAGGCAAGCGGAAUUAUUUCUAACAAAAAGUGGGAUACAAGAAUUAAAAAUGUGGUAA
This is a messenger RNA of Cinara cedri, 165 nucleotides long. Lineage: Eukaryota; Metazoa; Arthropoda; Insecta; Hemiptera; Aphididae. The record is from the annotation of a GenBank genome assembly.